Manis javanica (Malayan pangolin) is the source of this 829-nucleotide messenger RNA. RefSeq names its product shisa like 2A (gene SHISAL2A). NCBI's taxonomy places the organism in Eukaryota, Metazoa, Chordata, Mammalia, Pholidota, Manidae. The record is from RefSeq and is a predicted model, not a curated record.
CCCUGCCCGCUACCUGGUCGCCUGUGUCGGUGCUCGGGGACCCCAGGUCUCCGGCCGCUGCGUCCCCGCGUCUCCGGCCGUGUCCUCUGUCUCUGUGAGUCUCUGUCUCUCUGCGUAACUCUGCCUCUCCGCCUCUCCGCCUCGUCCGUCUCAGGUUCAGCUCUGUCUGCGUCCGUCCCACGCUCGCCGGCCGUCUGGUAGCCCGAGGUGGCGGCGGGCCCGGCGCUGGGCGCGAUGAGCGGCGCCUGCACGAGCUACGUGAGUGCCGAGCAGGAGGUGGUGCGCGGCUUCAGCUGCCCGCGGCCGGGCGGCGAGGCGGCCGCGGUCUUCUGCUGCGGCUUCCGCGAUCACAAGUACUGCUGCGAUGAUCCGCACAGCUUCUUCCCCUACGAGCACAGCUACAUGUGGUGGCUCAGUGUUGGCGCUCUCAUGGGCUUGUCCAUAGCAGCAGCAGUCCUCCUGGCCUUCAUUAUCACUGCCUGUGUGCUUUGUUACCUGGUCCUCAGCUCAAAGCCCCACACAAAAUUGGACCCAGGCUUAAGCCUACAGACUACAGACCACGAGGAGGAGGUGCCCCCUGACUGCCAAGGUGGGAAUGCAGGCAAUUUGGUGCAGGUGCCAGGAGUGAGCUCGCUCAGGCAGAGUCACCCCUUCCUGAUCCCACAGUUGGACCACAAUGAGGAGCAGGCUGUGGAACCCAGACAGCUUCCCCAGCACUGCUUCAUGGCCACAGUGACUGCCAGUAACAUUCCAGGCAGCCCUGAGGGGGAUUCUCUCCCCAGUCUGGACCCAUGUGGCCCAGCCCCAUAAACAUCCAAUAAAAGUCUCU